Molecule: messenger RNA, 367 nt
Organism: Phanerochaete carnosa HHB-10118-sp
Lineage: Eukaryota; Fungi; Basidiomycota; Agaricomycetes; Polyporales; Phanerochaetaceae
Exons: 1
Coding region: 139-342 (67 amino acids)
Source: RefSeq, a predicted model, not a curated record
UGGACAAUCUAGCUCGAGCAAGUAUGCAGCCAUCACCUGUCUCGUCGGGAGAACGACCAACCCCGGUUGUUGCUGCACCGCCUGUACCCCAAGAACCUCCCGGUCUUUUCGGCCCUCGCACGCCCCGCACUUCCUAUCAUGGCCACUAACGCUAAUGUUGGUAUUGAGAGACCUGCUGCAGUUGACGACAUAAUGAUAUCUCACGUUCUGACUUAUGACUUGCUUACGAACAUUAAUAUUAUAUUCAAUAUUGCUCUGCACGCUGUAUCCUGUAGACCAUCUCUUUAUUUGCUGUAUCUUGGAAUCAAUUGGGGUCUUUUCACUGCCCUGACUGAUCACUGAGCGUACGCUCUACGUAGAACGGUCU